Cyprinus carpio (common carp) is the source of this 2941-nucleotide messenger RNA. RefSeq names its product potassium inwardly rectifying channel subfamily J member 8. The record is from RefSeq and is a predicted model, not a curated record. Lineage: Eukaryota; Metazoa; Chordata; Actinopteri; Cypriniformes; Cyprinidae. Gene Ontology annotation, cellular component: plasma membrane. Gene Ontology annotation, biological process: regulation of monoatomic ion transmembrane transport; potassium ion import across plasma membrane. Gene Ontology annotation, molecular function: ATP-activated inward rectifier potassium channel activity.
UUGCGACUUGUGGCUUAUCUGUUGCAAUUAUAUGUUUUUUUAGAGACUCUAUGACUAACUCCAUUUUACUUCAGCUUAUAAGAUAUCGUAUUUUCACAAUUUAAGCCGUAAAAUAAGGGCGGAUUUAGUUAAUUAAAUAUUUUCAAGAAGUUUUAGACUCUCCAGGGUGAAUGUUUCUCGAAGGCAGCAGGACAGUGAUGUACCGCCCAUGUGUGUCAAGUCCUGUAAGAGCGCAGAACAAUCAUCAUAAAGAUACUUUUUUGAAGCCUUUACGCGGUGAGUGUGUUCUGAUAUGCAUCUGGUGUUUAUUGUAUCAACUGACACAAGAGCCCUGUUUAAGGUCUGAUAGAUGGAAAAUAACUUUCUUAACUUUGGUUUAUGCUAGCCGAACAGAGUUAGAGGGACGAUGCAGGAUGGUUAUUGAACUGGAGCUGCGCUUUUGACAGAAGUUGAAUGGAGAGCCUAUUUUCCCUGACCGUUCGCAGUGACGUACUCAAAUAAUGCUGCCGCGUAAAAGCAUAAUUCCCGAAGAGUUCGCGUUCUCCCCGGCGCUCGUGUCGCCGAUUCCCCGCAAACCCGUGUUCAGGGACCGCGUGAACAAAGCGCGCUUCAUCGCCAAGAGCGGCGCAUGCAACUUGUCGCACAAGAACAUCCGCGAGCAGGGCAGAUUCCUGCAGGACGUGGUCACUACUUUGGUGGAUCUCAAAUGGCGUUUCACCCUGGUCAUUUUCUCCAUGACGUUCCUGUGCAGCUGGCUGCUGUUCGCUAUGUUCUGGUGGCUAGUGGCGUUUGCGCACGGGGAUCUGGACCCUAACCGUAAACCUGGCGUGCAGCAGUGCGUCACUAAUGUCAACUCUUUCACCUCUGCGUUCCUCUUCUCCAUCGAGGUGCAGGUGACAAUAGGAUUUGGAGGGCGUAUGAUAACGGAGCAGUGUCCCACAGCCAUCACGCUGCUCAUAUUACAGAACAUCAUCAGCCUAAUAAUUAACGCCGUCAUGCUGGGCUGCAUCUUCAUGAAAACUGCCCAGUCCCAUCGGCGUGCCGAGACCCUCAUCUUCAGCCGCCGAGCUGUCAUCGCCGUGCGUAACAACCGCCUGUGCUUCAUGAUCCGGGUGGGUGAUCUUCGUAAAAGCAUGAUCAUCAACGCGGUUGUGCGCCUCCAAGUGGUCCGGAAGACCACUACGCCAGAGGGCGAAGUCAUACCCAUCCACCAGAUCGACGUCCAGACAGAAAGUGCAGUUACCAGCAACAGCAUCUUCCUGUUGGCGCCCCUGAUCAUAUGUCACGUCAUCGAUAAGGACAGUCCACUAUACGACCUCUCUGCAAUGGAGCUGCAGUGUAGCGAUCUGGAGGUCAUUGUGAUCCUGGAAGGUGUGGUGGAGACCACGGGCAUCUCCACUCAGGCUCGCACCUCGUACGUGACUGAGGAGAUCCAGUGGGGCCACCGAUUCGUACCUAUAGUGACCGAGGAAGAGGGGGUAUACUCGGUGGACUACUCAAAGUUCGGGAACACGGUCAAAGUGGCCACCCCAUGCUGCAGCGCCCGUGAGCUGGACGAGAAGCCCUCCAUCCUGAUCCAGACACUCCAGAAGAGUGAGCUGUCACAACAGAACUCUUUGCGCAAGAGGAACUCCAUGCGCCGGAACAACUCUAUGCGUAAGAGCAACUCCAUGCGGCGCAACAAUUCCGCCCUCGCUGUGCCCAAAGUGCAGUUCCUCACCCCUGAGGGUGGAACAAAUCUAGCAGUCACAUGACAGAAGUCCUGGUUAGUGCUUUUCACCCAUCUCUCUUUAAGUCCUUGUCUUUCUCUAGGUCCAUGUCAUGCUCUUUUCUAUGGUUUCCUCUGUUUUUUGAUCAUUCCUAUCCUGGGCAACUCUGGCCCACGAGAUCCACUUCUCUGCAGAGUUUAGCUCAAGCACUAAUAAAAUACACCAGAACAAGCUACUUGGUGGACUACUCAAAGUUUGGGAACAUGGUUAAGGUGGCCACCCCAUGCUGCAGCUCCCACAAGCUGGAUGAGGACCCUCCAUCCUGAUCCAGACACUCAAGAAGAGCGAGUUGUUGCAACUCUUUGCGCAAGAGGACCUCCAUGUGCCGGAUAACUCUGUGUGCAAGGGCAACUCUAUGCACCGCAACAAUUCCGCUCUCGCUUUGUCCAAAGUGUAGUUCCUCACCUCUGAGAGUGGACCAAAUCUUGCAGGCACAUGACAAAAGUCCUGGUUAGCAACAUUCACCUUGUCUUUCUCUAGUUUCUUGUCAAGCUCUUUUAUGCUGUUUUUUAUCAUUCCCAUACUGGGCAUACUGGGCCUUCGAAAUCCACUUUCCUGCAGAGUUUAGCGCCAACCUUAAUAAAACACACCAGAAUAAGCGAAUCACGGUCUUUAGGAUUACUAGGCCCUGUCCCAAAUGAGGCCCUAAGCCCUUGUGGUCUUCUUCUUCGACCACUCAGCUGAAGUGUGCAUUGAGAGUGCAUAGGACAGCAAAGGGGGCGCUAGCGAGCAAUCAUUUGAAAUUUAAAAUAAUGAAUGGGACACCCUACAGCAGUGUUUCCCAACCCUGUUCCUGGAGGCGCACCAACAGUACACAUUUUGGAUGUCUCCCUUAUCUGACCCAUCCAUUUCAGGUCUUGGAGUCUCUACUAAUGAACUGAUGAGUUGAUUCAGGUGUUUGAUUAGGUAGAGUUCAAAAAUGUAUAGUGUUGGUAUGUCUCCAGGGACAGGAUUGGGAAACAUUGUCCUACGAUCUUGUGGACUUAACGGACAUGUGUUUGCAGAGACCACUGUAAGUUCACAAGACCACAAGUUCAAAAGAAGUAUCCCACUUGGGACAGGGCCUUGAUUCUGAUUGGUUUCCUGUAUGACUGUUGAUCAAGUCAAGUCACCUUUAUUUCUAUACUGCUUUAUACAAUACAGAUUGUGUCAAAGCAGCUUUACAGUGUUAA